AUGCUUCCGCGUUUAACACAACUCACUCGUACAGCUACUAGAACAAACCUUUUUCGAAGCUUACCCGUCUUAUCCCAGGGUUUUCCAAUAACUUCUAGGGAGCGCUUAGUUCGAUACCAACAUGUAAAACCACCGCCAAAGCUUAAUCCAGAUCCUCAAAUUGGCGAUUACCCAAAUUUGCCCAUUGAAUUUAAACAAGACAGACCACCUCUUGGGUGGGAUGAUCUACAAAAUAGGAGAAAUUUUGGUGAACCGAUUCAUGAGGAAGAAGAAAUCUUAAAUAUAUGGACGUUUGAUAGAUAUGAUAUUAAUUUAGGUGAUGCUGCGGUGCAGCUCUUAGCUUUCUUUGCUCUUGUUGGAGUUUACAUGUUUGCGAUUAAACAAACCGAUUACGAACCACCUGCGAUAAAGAAACAAUAUCCAUAUGAUGGUUUACGUGCUGAAAUGGGUGGUGAUUCUGUUAAUUCUGUUGAUUAA
Messenger RNA from Racocetra persica, 477 nucleotides. The record is from the annotation of a GenBank genome assembly. Lineage: Eukaryota; Fungi; Glomeromycota; Glomeromycetes; Diversisporales; Gigasporaceae.